Molecule: messenger RNA, 1200 nt
Organism: Poeciliopsis prolifica (blackstripe livebearer)
Lineage: Eukaryota; Metazoa; Chordata; Actinopteri; Cyprinodontiformes; Poeciliidae
Product: putative C-type lectin domain family 20 member A
Exons: 6
Coding region: 14-988 (324 amino acids)
Source: RefSeq, a predicted model, not a curated record
UGGAGACAGGAGGAUGGAGAAAGUUCUUCUCUUCAUCACUGGUGCAUCAGCUCUUUGGGCCGUCUCCGCUGAGGUUCGGUUCCACUUCGUUUAUGACCCGAUGAGCUGGAGCGCCGCUCAGAGCUACUGCAGGAAAACCUACACAGACCUGGUGACUGUGGACAGCGCCCAGGUCGUCACGACCCUCAGGAACACGGUCGACUCGAACAAAAUGGCCGCCAUAACUGACGCCUGGAUUGGUUUGUAUGAUGAUGUGGGCAGCUGGAGGUGGUCCCUGUCAGACGAAGCUUUCUACCAAAACUCUGAGGCUCUCUACAGAAACUGGCCGUCCAAACAACCGGACAACGCCUGGGACGGAGAGGCCUGCCUGGAGAUGCUUGAAAACGGAGACUGGAACGAUAUUGGCUGUGAUGUUCAGCGUAAACCGAUCUGCUCUACUGUCAGCGGGCUAACGGCGACCUUCACAGUCAUCAACACCUUGAUGAACUGGACUCAGGCUCAGAGUUACUGCAGAACCCACCACACUGACUUGGCCAGUGUGAGACAUUCAGCUGACAAUGACAACCUAAAGGCAGCCAAACCUGCAAAGGAAGCCGUCUGGCUCGGGCUCUUCAGAGACCAGUGGAAGUGGUCCAGCGGAUCCCUUCUCACAUAUCCGUACUGGAACGCUGGAGAACCCAACGGUCCACUGGAGAACUGUGCAGCAAUGGACUUCACCAACUCCGGACACUGGGUGGACUGGGAAUGUCACCUGACUAAACCUUUCAUCUGCUACUACGAAAUCCCGUCCACAAACCAUGUGAUGAAGGUGAAGCUGGUGGGAAGUUCCUCUGUGGACCUGAAGGACGGCGCUGUGCAGGCAGGCCUGCUGAGACAGCUCCAGCAGAAGCUGAAGGACCGAGGGGUGACUGCAGGGAUCAGACUGAGGUGGAUGAAGCAGCCGGACGGAAAUGUCUUCUACCAGGAGAAACAGGACGACCAAAACUGAAACAGAGUUCAGUGAUGGAUCAGCAAAUAAAAUAUUACCAAUAUUUAAUGUUUUUAAUAUAAACAGCCAUGGGUUUUGUAGUAAAGCUUAUAGUUUAAACUGAAUUCACUUUGUUGGAAGCAAAUUAAGUGCAAAGGCAUCUUUGUUUCAUUAUAGCCCAGUUUGUCCAACAGUUCAUGUUUAAUCCAAAUAUAUCUGACAUUGUCAUGUAA